AUGUCCGGCCGCGCUCCGCCUGAGUUGAGCGACUAUGCCGCGCCUUCGCCACCAAUUGAGAUGGGGAUCGAGGGCGGCUCACAUCCCCUCAUCGCAAAGUCAGAAGACUCACCAGUUCCAUCCCGCCCGACCUCACUCGGCCCAGAUUCUCUGUUAAUGGAAGAGCACGAUAAUUCUAGGCCCUCGACAACCGCUGGGCGAAAACGCAAGCUGAACAGCUCCUCCGCACGAGGCGUCGCCAAUCUUACCCCGGAUCAAUUGGCCAAGAAGCGUGCGAACGACCGUCAGGCUCAGCGGGCGAUCCGCGAGCGCACAAAAAUAAAUAUCGAAGCAUUGGAGCAGCAGGUUCGGGAACUCUCGUCGCAGAAGCCAUUCCUCGACCUCCAGGCCGCCUUGAAACAUAAUGAGCGAAUCAAGGCGGAGAACAGAGAACUUCGACGGGGACUAAAGGCAGCAAUGGACAUCAUACAGCCUUUGCUUGCAAGGCCGGAGGUCUCGGAUUUGCCCGCUUGUUUAGCCCAACCGCGAUCCGUCCCUCCAUCCCAUACACCUCCCUUCCCCGACCCCGACCAGUUCACCCCAACUCCCCACGCCGCGGUCUCCUCCGAAAGGCCAUACGCCGAGUCUUUGGCCAGCCUUGAUACACCCUCUCCUACCCAUUCCGCGCCAAUUGUGGGAAGCCGUCGUAAUAGUAGCAAUGGAAUCCCCCAGCCUGCGUCAUACCGAGCGGCAUUCUCCCAGAGCAUUGCCCAUGGACUUGAUUUCGGCAUGGAAGAACGACUUGGCUUCAACUUCCUCUUGGACCCUACCCAUAAUGUCCCCAGAGUCGACCGUCUCAGGCGCAGCAGCUCAGAGAACCUGCGAAGCUCGCAUCCCACUCCUCCACCACUUUAUUUGCAACCAGUAAACUAUCCUCCGGAGCACACACCCCUCGCAUUCUCCACACCUAUUAAAAACACCGCGCCGACAUGCACCCUGGACAGCAUCUUGAUGGACUUCCUUGAUAAUCGACAACGCGAGGCCGCACAAGGAAUCCCUCGACAGAAACUUGCCGGACCACCUUACCCAAGCGUCUCCUCCCUUCUCAACCCGGAGAAGAGUGCCAAUUCGCAUCCCGUAUCAAAAGUCUUUACUGAUAUCCUUCGCACAUUCCCGGAUAUCUCCUCCCUGCCAGAGCAGGUAGCCGUUCUAUUCACAAUGUUCCUCCUCAUGCGCUGGCAGAUCUACCCUACGCAAGAGAAUUACGACCGGCUCCCGGAAUGGCUUACCCCACGACCAACUCAAUUAUUCACACCACAUCCUGUAUGGAUAGACUAUAUUCCUUGGCCACGUAUGCGUGACCGGCUUGCAACAUCGCACCAAGACUACCCGUUUGAAAAUUGGUUCAUCCCAUUUACUCGAGGCAUGUCCGUGAAUUGGCCAUACGAAGCUACGGAUUGUCUAUUAUCGGCUGGCGACUCAGACGAAUUGCUCAUCAAUCCAGUAUUUGAGCGACAUAUGCGCAAUCUCAACAAUUGGACACUUGGCACAUUGUUCGCCGAGACAUAUCCCGGUCUGGUAGACACUACACGGAUAAAACCGGAUUUGAAACAUGCCGCCUCUCCAUCUCAAUCUUUAUAG
Messenger RNA from Penicillium longicatenatum, 1620 nucleotides. Its product is annotated as bZIP transcription factor. The coding region runs from base 1 to 1620 and encodes 539 amino acids. The record is from RefSeq and is a predicted model, not a curated record. The transcript is spliced from 2 exons. Lineage: Eukaryota; Fungi; Ascomycota; Eurotiomycetes; Eurotiales; Aspergillaceae.